Effrenium voratum is the source of this 1701-nucleotide messenger RNA. The record is from the annotation of a GenBank genome assembly. NCBI's taxonomy places the organism in Eukaryota, Dinophyceae, Suessiales, Symbiodiniaceae.
AUGGAGGCUGAGGACUGGAAAGACCUGAUGCAGGGCAUGUCUUCCAGUCUCAGUGAGAGCCUUCAGAGCUUGGCGGGGAAGACUUUUGGCAGAGAGCUAUGGGGCGACUCGCUGGAGUUUCAGGCCGCUGUGUUUCUCCUGCACCACCUGGUCGCGCACGUGGAUGUGGAGUUGGGUGCGGCCGCUGGGGCAACCAGCGCCGAAGAGUUCCUGAAGUGGGUCGUCAAGCAGGCAUGUGUGCUGUGCUUGCUGCAUGCCGACGGUGAGAAAGAGAAGGCAGACAAUGAGGCCGCCACUUUAUUACAUCUUGCUGCAUUGCGGGGCAACCCGGCAGUUGUGCAGUACCUGCUAGAGGCCGGUGCUGACAAAGAGAAGGCGAACCCUAUUGGCUACACACCGUUGCUUCUUGCUGCAGCGGGUGGCCACCAAGCAGUUGUGCAGAGCUUGCUGGAGGCCGGUGCUGACAAAGAGAAGGUGAAGCCUUGUGGCGACACACCGUUGCAUCUUGCUGCUGCGGGUGGCCAUCAGGCAGUUGUGCAGAGCUUGCUGGAGGCCGGUGCUGACAAAGAGAAAGCGAACACUUUUGGCGAGACACCGUUGCUUCUUGCUGCUGCGGGUGGCCAUCAGGCAGUUGUGCAGAGCUUGCUGGAGGCCGGUGCUGACAAAGAGAAGGCGAACAAUCGUGGCGACACACCGUUGCAUCUUGCUGCAGAGCAAGGCCACCAGGCAGUUGUGCAGAGCUUGCUGGAGGCCGGUGCUGACAAAGAGAAGGUGAAGCCUUGUGGCGACACACCGUUGCAUCUUGCUGCUGCGGGUGGCCAUCAGGCAGUUGUGCAGAGCUUGCUGGAGGCCGGUGCUGACAAAGAGAAAGCGAACACUUUUGGCGAGACACCGUUGCUUCUUGCUGCAGCGGGUGGCCACCAAGCAGUUGUGCAGAGCUUGCUGGAGGCCGGUGCUGACAAAGAGAGUGCUGACAAAGAGAAGCCGAACAAUCGUGGCGACACACCGUUGCAUCUUGCUGCUGCGGGUGGCCAUCAGGCAGUUGUGCAGAGCUUGCUGGAGGCCGGUGCUGACAAAGAGAAAGCGAACGCUUUUGGCUACACACCGUUGCUUCUUGCUGCAGUGCUUGGCCACCAAGCAGUUGUGCAGAGCUUGCUGGAGGCCGGUGCUGACAAAGAGAAGGUGAAGCCUUGUGGCUACACAGUGUUGCAUCUUGCUGCUGCGGGUGGCCAUCAGGCAGUUGUGCAGAGCUUGCUGGAGGCCGGUGCUGACAAAGAGAAGGCGAACAAUCGUGGCGACACACCGUUGCGUCUUGCUGCUUUUCAUGGCCACCAGGCAGUUGUGCAGAGCUUGCUGGAGGCCGGUGCUGACAAAGAGAAGGCGAACGCUGAUGGCGACACACCGUUGCAUCUUGCUGCUGAGCGAGGCCACCAGGCAGUUGUGCAGAGCUUGCUGGAGGCCGGUGCUGACAAAGAGAAGGCGAACGCUAUUGGCGACACACCGUUGCAUCUUGCUGCAGAGCAAGGCCACCAGGCAGUUGUGCAGAGCUUGCUGGAGGCCGGUGCUGACAAAGAGAAGCCGAACAAUCGUGGCGACACACCGUUGCAUCUUGCUGCUGAGCAAGGCCAUCAGGCAGUUGCGCAGAGCUUGCUGGAGGCCGGCUCAACACAGAGAAGGCAAACGCCUGGCGCUGCUUCAUAG